AUGUCUGCAAUUGUAGUCUGUAUAAAACAAAAAGAUAUAUAUCAGAAGUACAAAAAAGGGAAUUUCACAGAUCUUUAUAAAGAGACACAGAAAAGGUACAUUGCCCGCGCGGGCAGGGGGACAAAUUGGGCUUUGGUGGCGCGGUCGACGGCUGCAGCGCAACUGCUGCUCAGCCAAACAACGCGUCCUCCUCGGGAAUGGGUUCGGUUCCUGUUGCGAUCGCGGGAGACCUUCGGAGAGUUUCACCAUCUGGUCCGUGACCUGCGUCUCGACGACGGACGCGAUUUCUUCGCAUACUUCCGGAUGACACGCCAGAGAUUUGACCACCUGCUCUCCCUGGUUGGGCCUCUUCUACAGAAGCAGCUGACCUCUUGGCGAAAGCCGAUUCCCCCGGCUGAAAGGUUGUCGUUGACAAUCCGAUACCUUGCUCAUGGGUCCUCGCAGCUCAUAUGCUCGAUGGGCUACCGAAUCGGCCGGUCGACAACAUCCGUAAUUAUCAGGGAGACGUGCCUGGCUCUCCACAAGGUGUUGGACCCACUAUACCGCCCUGCCCCCAACACUGCCCAGUGGGAGCGACUUGCAGGGGAGUUCGAAAGGCUGUGGAAUUUCCCGAACUGUGUCGGAGCCUUGGACGGCAAGCAUGUGGCCAUCCAAGCUCCACCUGGUGCAGGCUCCGACACUUUCAACUACAAGGGGUUCCACAGCAUCGUCUUACUUGCAGGCUGUGACGCCACCUACAAGUUUACGCUGGUAGACGUUGGGCAACCAGGGCGGUAUAGUGAUGGAGGCAUCUUCAGAAACUCUGAAAUGGGGCAGUCCAUACUGUCUGGAGGACUUGGUCUCCCGCCGGCUGGACGUAUGCCCCGGACAUCAACCAAACUGCCUUUCGUCUUUGUAGCAGAUGAGGCCUUCCCCCUGCUCACUAACCUGAUGCGCCCUUACCCUCGGAAAGAUCUGAAGUUGAAGCCAAGGGUGUUCAACUACAGACUUUCCAGGUCGAGGAGGGUCAUUGAAAAUGCUUUCGGCAUCCUAGUUGCACGUUGGCGCAUCUUCAGACAACCAAUCCAGGGGUCUGAGGAGACCCUGGAUGCCAUUGUCUGGGCAUGCGUCAACCUGCACAACUACUUAAGGGUGUGCGAUGAAAGCGAGCAGGGGGAACGUCGCUACUGCCCUGCUGGUUAUGCUGACCGAGAGGAAGCGUCGGGAGCCAUAACCAACGGUCAGUGGAGGGCUGAUGCCGCUGACGGGAGUGCACUUUCUGAUGUGACCCGUUUUGGCUCAAACAAUGCAUCAGAUAGCAACAAAGCAGUGAGGGAGAAGUUCACUAGAUACUUCUGCUCCUCACAUGGCGAAGUACCUUGGCAGUACAAGGUGGUAUUCAGAGGCUGCAUGCCUGAGAACUAGGUGCAAUAACCCACUUAAAGGAGCUGUGCAACAA
Molecule: messenger RNA, 1438 nt
Organism: Ixodes scapularis (black-legged tick)
Lineage: Eukaryota; Metazoa; Arthropoda; Arachnida; Ixodida; Ixodidae
Product: putative nuclease HARBI1
Exons: 5
Coding region: 1-1404 (467 amino acids)
Source: RefSeq, a predicted model, not a curated record